Molecule: messenger RNA, 837 nt
Organism: Mandrillus leucophaeus (drill)
Lineage: Eukaryota; Metazoa; Chordata; Mammalia; Primates; Cercopithecidae
Gene: MPIG6B
Product: chromosome unknown open reading frame, human C6orf25
Exons: 6
Coding region: 5-730 (241 amino acids)
Biological process (GO): blood coagulation; integrin-mediated signaling pathway; platelet formation
Cellular component (GO): plasma membrane
Source: RefSeq, a predicted model, not a curated record
AACCAUGGCUGUGUUUCUGCAACUGCUACCGCUGCUGCUCUUGAGGGCCCAAGGGAACCAAGGGGCUUCUCUGGACGGCCGCCCUGGGGACCGGGUGAAUCUCUCUUGCGUAGGAGUCUCUCACCCCAUCCGCUGGGUCUGGGCGCCCAGCUUUCCGGCCUGCAAGGGCCUCUCCAAAGGACGCCGACCGAUCCUGUGGGCCUCUUCGAGCGGGACCCCUACCGUGCCUCCCCUCCAGCCUUUUGUAGGCCGCCUUCGCUCCCUGGACUCUGGUAUCCGGCGGCUGGAGCUCCUCUUGAGCGCGGGGGACUCGGGCACCUUUUUCUGCAAGGGCCGCCACGAGGACGAGAGCCGUACAGUGCUUCACGUGCUGGGGGACAGGACCUAUUGCAAGACUCCCGGGCCUACCCAUGGGUCCCUGUAUCCCCAGCUCCUGAUCCCGCUGCUGGGCGCUGGGCUGGUGCUGGGACUGGGAGCUUUGGGCCUGGUCUGGUGGCUGCACAGGCGCCUGCCCCCGCAACCGAUUCGACCACUCCCUAGAUUUGCUCCACUUGUGAAAACCGAGCCCCAGAGGCCAGUAAAGGAGGAAGAGCCCAAGAUUCCAGGGGACCUGGACCAGGAACCGAGCCUGCUCUAUGCGGAUCUGGACCAUCUAGCCCUCAGCAGGCCCCGCCGGCUGUCCACAGUGGACCCUGCUGAUGCCUCCACCAUCUAUGCGGUUGUAGUUUGAAGGGAAGCCCUUACUCCAAACCUCCCAAGCUAGGGGAUCCCAGCUACCCAUAAUCCCUCUCCCCUCCUUGGUCCCUCACCUGGAAGAGGAAGGCACCAUGGUAUAGA